AGUCUCAGUCAGUUUGGUACAUAUUUGCAGUACAUUUGUAGCGGUAGAUUGCAAAUAUUGCAUUUGUGCGAGCACGUCGAAAUAAAAUGACGAGCUUCCUCGACGAGUUUCUAGAUCUUGGGGAGUCAUAUGCUCCUUACAACUUCUCCUGGGUAGUGGAAAAUCAACUGGCUGCGAUGGCGUGGCCCGAAACUGAAGGAAACUUAAACUUCCUGUGGCAAAAUGGCAUUAAACAUGUGGUAACAUUAUCACCGGAAAAAGUUCCUCCUAUCGCGAACUCCAAAUUAGAAUGGACGCUAAUACCAGUCGAAGAGUUUGAACCCCCAACCUUAGACAAUAUGAUCACAUUUAUAAAUAUUUGUGAGACGAGCCUUGCGAAGAAAGAGAGUGUUGGAGUGCACUGCCGAAUGGGACGGGGGAGGACGGGCGUCAUGGCUGCGUGUUUCCUGGUGCAUUUCCUGGGUUUGAGACCCGAGACAGCGGUGUAUAAUUUGAGAUGUUGGAGGCCCGGAUCAGUGGAGACAUACGGGCAAGAGAGGGCUGUUGUCGAGUAUCACGACUACCUCAGAGGGACUAAGACGAGCGCAUCAUAAUAAAUUAUAGGAAAUUGUGCUAAAUUAAUUCAAAGAAAAUGUUAUAGAUUGUGUUUUUAUUUGUCUGCAUUCCACAGUAAAAACAUUAUUCAUGUCAUUAUCGUUAUAAGUUAUAAGGAGUGUGAAAUAUAUGAAAAAUGUAGGUAUUACAAUUUGACCAUUUGGUAUUAAAUAAGAAAUUCUUAAAGGAUA
Molecule: messenger RNA, 785 nt
Organism: Anoplophora glabripennis (Asian longhorned beetle)
Lineage: Eukaryota; Metazoa; Arthropoda; Insecta; Coleoptera; Cerambycidae
Product: dual specificity protein phosphatase 23
Exons: 3
Coding region: 87-593 (168 amino acids)
Biological process (GO): cilium assembly; protein dephosphorylation
Molecular function (GO): protein tyrosine/serine/threonine phosphatase activity
Source: RefSeq, a predicted model, not a curated record